This is a messenger RNA of Rhododendron vialii, 1376 nucleotides long. RefSeq names its product gibberellin 2-beta-dioxygenase 1-like. The record is from RefSeq and is a predicted model, not a curated record. The transcript has 3 exons. Gene Ontology annotation, biological process: gibberellin catabolic process; response to light stimulus. Lineage: Eukaryota; Viridiplantae; Streptophyta; Magnoliopsida; Ericales; Ericaceae. The coding region runs from base 186 to 1154 and encodes 322 amino acids.
UCCACCAACAUACUCACCCAUUCAUUCCCACCAUCAACACUACUUUUCCCCAUUAAUCCAACCAAACCCAAAAAACUCAUCUCUCUCUCUCUCUCUCUCUCUCCCUCCCUCCCUCUCUCUCUCUCUCUCUCCAAAUCCUGACCUCCACCAACCCCAAAACCGUGGUGGUUUUGUCCAAACCGGCAAUGAAACAGUUAUCGCCCAUCAAACCCGCCACAUUUUCCUCUGGUAUUCCCCUAAUUGACCUGUCAAAACCAGACUCAAAGAACCACCUCGUUAAGGCCUGUGAAGAGUUCGGUUUCUUCAAGGUGAUUAAUCAUGGUGUUCCCACUGAAUUCAUCUCUAGUUUAGAAUCAGAAGCUGUGAAAUUCUUUUCAAUGCCGCUGUCGGAGAAAGAAAAGGCAGGCCCCCCCGAGCCGUUCGGGUACGGAAACAAGUGCAUUGGACCCAACGGCGACGUGGGGUGGGUCGAGUAUCUGCUCUUGAGAGCCAACCCGGGAUUCGACGAGCAGAGGCUUGCGUCGAUCUUCGGGCGAAACACGGAAUUCACUCGUUGUGCCGUGGAUGACUACGUGUCGGCAGUGAAGAGAAUGGCAUGCGAAGUUCUUGGGCUACUGGCAGACGGGUUGAAGAUUCAACAAAGGGAUGUGUUCAGCAAGCUGCUGAUGGACGAACAGAGUGACUCUAUUUUCAGGGUCAAUCACUACCCUCCACGUCCUGAACUCCAAGGUGAUACGAAUGGGAGGAACUGGAUUGGGUUUGGAGAACACACUGACCCACAGAUUAUCUCUGUUUUGAGAUCCAACAAUACCUCUGGCCUUCAAAUCUCGUUGAGAGAUGGGAGCUGGAUUUCUGUCCCUCCUGACCAGAAUUCCUUCUUCAUCAAUGUUGGUGAUUCUUUGCAGGUAAUGACCAAUGGGAGGUUCAAGAGUGUGAGGCACAGAGUGAUGGCUAACUGUUUGAAAUCUAGGGUUUCAAUGAUCUAUUUCGGUGGGCCACCAUUGAGUGAAAAGAUAGCUCCAUUGGCUUCACUGAUGGAGGGAGAAGAAGACAGCUUGUACAAAGAGUUUACAUGGUUUGAGUACAAAAAAUCUGCAUACAAGUCAAGGCUAGCUGAUAAUAGGCUGGGCCUGUUUGAGAAAAUUGUGGCCUGAUCAUGAUUGUUAGGGGAAAUUGAUAAAUCAAGUCCCAAAAAUAGGGGGUUUGGUUAAUUGAUCAAAUUUAUGCCCUUUGUUUUCCUCCACUUUUCCCUCUCUUUUUGGUUUUUACUUCUUUGUUUGAUUACUUUUACCUCUCUUGGUUUUCUCAUAGCACCCCUUGUAAGUUAUAACAGCUCCCCUUCUUUGUUAAUAAACACAAGUUCACUUUCACCAUCA